Cannabis sativa is the source of this 2625-nucleotide messenger RNA. RefSeq lists its product as uncharacterized. The coding region runs from base 100 to 1938 and encodes 612 amino acids. Lineage: Eukaryota; Viridiplantae; Streptophyta; Magnoliopsida; Rosales; Cannabaceae. The record is from RefSeq and is a predicted model, not a curated record. The transcript has 5 exons.
AUUUAUUUUCUCAUCAAUAUACCCAAAUUACCCACCAAAGCCAGAAUCUCCAGCCACUGACAACUGACCACCAAAAAGUAACAAACGGAGAUCAAAGAAAUGAAGAGAAAACGCCGGGAAAUCCUCCCGAGGACGGCCAAGAAGAAGUCUCUUCCAUUGAUAAUGGCUGAGGAAAGGCCUGAUGUCUUUGACUACACAAGUAGUGAAGAACCAGACACACCCAAAAUGGGGGAUUUAAAGAUUAAUGAAGAGGAUUGGAUUAAGUCCAAGAUCAUUUUGUAUUCAAGUUACGACGUGAUUCAAAAGAUAAAGAAUAAGUUAACAAGUAAACAAUUGGAGAUGUUCAGAAAGACCUGUUUCGGGCACUUCUUGGAUGUGAGUGAGUUCCAAUUCUCUGGUCAAAUCGUUCAUCACAUUCUCUUGAGGGAAGUAGAACAACCGAACGUAGAAGAAAUGUGGUUUGAUAUCUGUGGAGCGCAACUUAGAUUUUCUAUAAAAGAGUUUGCUUUGAUAACUGGUUUGAAUUGUUCUGAAUGUCCAAAGGUAAAUAGAGGCGAAACCUCUGGGAACGGGUUUCUUGAAAAGUAUUUUCCGAGCAAAAAAGUUAGUAGGGAACUUGUGGAUAGAGUGUUUGAUAGUUACGAUGGAAGUAAUGAUGAGGAUUGUGUGAAGCUAGCUCAAUUGCAUCUAUUGGAGAAUAUGUUGUUGGCCAAGGAAAAGCAGAAAUUAGUAGAUCUUGAACAUGUCAGGCUACUCGAUCAUCCUGAAAUCUUUAACAACUACCCUUGGGGUAGAGUUUGCUACUCUUAUACACUUGGGUUUCUUCAAAGGGCUUUGGAAAAUAGAGUUUCCAAGUUUAGGGAGAGGCAAAGGAGGAAUCCUGAUCACCAUUGUGAAACUUAUCAUUUAGCUGGAUUUCCUUAUGUCCUUCAAGUAUGGGCAUAUGAAAGUAUACCACAACUCGGGAAAUUAUAUGCUGAGAAAACCGGUUCCAACAUGCCUCGGAUUCUAAACUGGGGAGACACUUAUCAGCCAAAUUGGAAGAGGAUACAGAAAUCAGUAUUUGCUCGAGAUAAGGUAGAAGUUGUUGUUUUGAAUCCCACAAAGCUUGAAAAAAAGGCUGAUUACAUGAAAAUCGGUAAAGCAGUUACGAUAAGAACACCAGAUAAAGGUUACCUAACAACAGCUUCUCAUGUUAAAGCUGUAGUUCCUCGUUCUGAGUAUGAGAACCGUAUAGAGUAUCGCCCUCAACGAGGAAGUUCGGCUGAUCAAUUUGACAUAAAGCAGGAAUUUUCGUCUUUCAGAGAUGAAAUGAGAGAAGUUAUGAUUUCCCUCAAGGAAGAAAUUGGUGAGAUAAAUUACAAACUUACUAGCCUUGAUGUUGAUCGGGUUGAGAUGGGAAAAAAGCUCACGAAUGUUGUUAAUGCCUUGUAUGAUAUCGAAUCUGAGUUAAAAAGUGGUGAAAGUAGGUUUGAAAUUCAUCACAAAAGCAGGAAAACCCCGAUAUCGAAUAAGGAUAAAGGAGUUCAUGAAGUAGUAGAAGAAGAAGAAGGAGGCAACAAUGGUAAUAAUGAUGACAACAACACUGCAAAAGAAAAUGGAGGCGAAAUGGUGUUGUUUUUUGACCAACCGAUUAAAAUUGGUGUAAGAGAUAUUCAAUCGAAUUCUGUAGAUGACAGCAUGCCAGAUAAUCGAAGGAGUAACAAUGGCGAUGCUGCAGCCGAAAUGCCUAAAGAAACAAACAAUGAUGAGAUGGUACAACAAGUAGAAAACGUAGAAGAACAAUCGUUGGAUAAAACAGAAGAUCAUCAAUCUCAACAAGGACAUAAAGAGAAGGGACUUUGUGAAACAAAUCCAUCACCGGUUAAUUCAUCAGUAAAGGUUCCCGAGAAGCAAAAUGAGAACCCUCCAAUAGCCAAGGGAAGAGAACAACAUUAACAUCCGGCGAGCCAUUUAGAAGCACGAAAAAGAAUGAACAAGAGGAGGAUUGGACAAUGAAAACAAUCGAAAUGCUUCAGCUGCACGGGCUGAUUUUCAGCUUCUUAACUUUGCUGAAGAAAACUAGUAAUCAUAUUCAACAUGUUAUUUGAUGUACAAGGAAUAAAUCUACUACUAAUCUAGAUAAUCAUGCUUUGGUAUUUGUAGUUUCUGGCUUUGAGUUUAUUGCAAAUUUGAGAUAUAACUGGAAUUGUAGAUUCUAUACCGGUUUUACUAUGAAAUGUGGUUGUGGCUGCAGUUGCUAGCUAGGAAUCUAAGGCCUUUCAAGCCUAAUCAUUAAUGAAUAAUCGAUUGAAUGGUUUACCAACGUUGUUGGCUCUUUGUAACAGCGAAGUUGUGACCACUUUCGGGACUAAUUGUUGCCACAAGGAGGGCGGCCGGCUGCCACGAGCGAUUCCAAGUUGUUGAAUUCGAGCGGGAUUGGAAAUCUCCCAAUAGUUAAAUUUCAUCUUAACACACCACUUAUGGCUAUAAUGAAGCUAGAGCUAAAAAUUUCAUUCACUAGAAGAAAAUGAAGAAAAUGUAAACAUCAUAGGCUUUUGUAAUCUACAAUUUUGUAUUUUUUUAAGGUUUAUUCCAUGAUUAUCCUUGAAAUUAUUUGAUUAUUUUAUCAUUUUUAUUAGCAAA